AUAGCUCACUUUGUUUGUGUUUUCCCUCCGCGGUGCCUUUCGGUCGGAGUAGGAGUGGAUGAUAUCAACAGAGCUUCUACCUCCGCGAUAGGCUACUAUGGACUAGAGCGGAGGGCUUUAGAGGACACGCGCAUCACGACGUGACAGAGCAGCGCGAGGGACUUAUUUUUUUAUUUGGUUCAGUAUUUUCUUUCUUUAUUGGAGGGUACGACGCGAUUUUAUUUUGUAUUUUGUAAAGGCACAAAGAAGAGAUCUGUAUUGCGGAGCAGCGGGACGGAGGACGCUCCAGCUGGCCGGACUCGCGUUAAGUUUGGACGGAUUUGACGGCACAGGUGUGUUGAAGGAUUACAGACGUUUGGCGGAUGGUGGUCGGAGAGGAGUCGCUGCCUCUGCGCAAGUCUCAGAUGAAGAUGAAGUCUGCGGCCGUCGUGGAUGGAGGCUUGUUCACAGAGAGCUAUUGUAACAUCUGUAAUGCCCAGCUCAUCUCCGAGUCCCAGCGCACCGCUCACUAUGAGAGUAAGAAGCAUGCCAACAAGGUGCGUCUGUUCUACAUGCUUCACCCCGAAGAUGGAGGACCACCUUCCAAGAGACUGCGGCCAGAUAACCCAGACUGUGCAGAGACAGAAGUGGACAGGAACAAGUGCUGUACCUUGUGUAAUAUGUUCUUCACCUCCGCUAUUGUGGCCCAGUCGCACUACCAGGGCAAAACCCACGCCAAAAGAGUCCGCCUGGUGCUGGGGGAGCCGACCAGCCUUCCCACAGCCAUGACCAGCCCGACAAACACAGAUUCCUCCCCUUCCACCCCGCUGCCCACAGACCCCGCUGGGUGCCCUACUCCUACCCCUGACCUGGCUUGGCCCUUGGCAGGGGUCGGCGGAAACGGCGGGAGAGAGGCCGGGAAGUACUGCUGCCUGUGUGGAGCCUGGUUCAACAACCCGCUGAUGGCCCAGCAGCACUACGAGGGCAAGAAACACCGCAGGAACGCAGCCCGAGCGCGCCUCCUGGAGCAGCUAGCGGGCAGUCUGGAUGCCACGGAGAGCACAGGGCUGCGCAGUAGUUACUCUUGCAGUGUCUGCAGUGUGGUCCUCAACUCCAUCGAGCAGUACCAUGCACACCUCCAGGGCUCCAAGCACCAGAACAACCUGAAGCCACACCAGCAGUAAGCCACAGAGAAAGGCCACACUGGAAAGAAGAUAAGACGAUUGACUUCAGAAAAAAAAGGACUUGAGUCAGAAAACCGAAGAGUAUGAGAAAGUAUUGCAGAGUAACUUCAGUGUGUGUGUGUGUGUGUGUAGGUGAGUGUGUGUGUGUGUGUGUGUGUGUGUCUGUGUGUCAUGGGCAACCAUGCACGUAUCUGUAGUAUGCAAGUGUGGGUCACUGUGUGUGUGUGAUUAUUUCUAUCUUUGAUCUAUAAAUAUAUUUCUGAGAUUUAUUCAGCACCUAAGUGAUAUGAGUUCUCAACAGCCGGCCGAAGCGGCUGCAUAUUGCCAUAUAACUCCAGUGUGAACCACAAUCCGAAAACUGAACUGAUGUCAGCGUGUUGCCCAGAGUGGUAAUAAUCAUUAUAAUGAUAGUCAAGCAGUAAUAAUAACUUUGUUACUAGCUGUUCUCCAAGUGCUCUGACAGUGAUCCAAAUAUUGUGUUUUGACAUCGUUUUCAUAUCCAGUAAUAGUGGCACAUGAAGGGAUCACUUUCAUACCACUCGAGACAUACUCAGGCCCAGACCUUUAAACAAGAAAACUCCCAAUGACCUCAGACAUUACAGAUUGCAUGAACUUCCAACUUUAAAAAGUAUUUUCGGUUUGAAUCAUGUGUUAAAAAUGCAGUGGAUUGACAUCACUUCAUUUUGAAAACUAUCCUGUCAUGUAUUCCAUCGAAUCAAAACCUUGAGAUGUGGCAUGGUUAGAGUACAGAAGGCAGCGGAGAAAAGAAAAGCAGCACAAAGCCUUUUAAACUCUUGCUCUGAGUUGAGGGUCUGUGCAACUUUAUGAGUCAUCUAUCGUUGAAAACAUUCCCACGGCACUGAAUACUGAUGUCAGUUGCAUUUAGGAGGUGACGAAGAUUAUCUUCUCUGUUGAGUUGGGCGACAUGUAGAUAAUACUUUUUUUAUUCUAUAGAUGGAAAAGAAGAAAAAAAGCACUCCCAAACCAUGUAGCAGCCAAUGUGCAAUACAACUGGGAUGUAAUUCAAUGCAUGGAAAAUGUAAAACGUUGCAUUCACUUGCCUUUUUGAAACCUGUUGCUUGCACGUUUUGGUAAUAGCGCUGCUUUCUAGUGAUAGCUUCGUCUGCAUUACUGCACAUGCUCACACCUGAGCAAAAAGGUCCACUUUUCAACAUCAAACUCAUUCUCAAGCUAUUAAAACCUUUUGAAACGUAUAAAUUAGACUAGCCACUACUGUUCUGACACCACUCAUUUGUGUGUAUUUUGAGAGUGUGUAAAGAGAGUUUCAACAAUGGUUUGUAGUGUCGUACGAUGAGCUAACAGAUGACGCGCUCCUCUUUCCUAUGCUGACACUGCGCAGCAUUAAUCGAGCUGAGGGCAGGACAAAAAAAAGAAAACAGCACUCAAUGCUAAGCUAUCAGCUGUUUAUUCUCUGUAAACACAUACGAAUGGUUUUAUUUAUUUAUUUUGUGCUUUGUUCAUUUCAUGGCCAGGAGAGUUAAAUACGAGAAACCCGAUGAAAAGAGUGUUUUUCUUCUGCAGACAUAUGUAGGAGUAUUAGUUUUAUGCAAUCACAUUGAAAUAUUAACAACUAUACAAUAAGGGUUUGAAGUUAAAUAAUUUAAUAAAGCAACAACAAAAAAACCUUUGUGUAAAUAAGCAGUAGCUGCAGGUGAAGUUUGUGUUUAAAGACGUACAAGAGUUUUGUAUUCAUAGUGUUCAACUGUACUAAGUUACAGGACAAUAAGGGAAAUGGGUUUCUUAUAGAUGUUAUUGAAAAACAUGAAAUUUGCUGGCACUUAAAUAAGAACGAACUGUCUGUUGGUGGGUCAUGUUUCUGAAAUGAUAACCAUCAGUUUUCAUGAGGACCUUCACAUUCACCACAAAGAUCAUCCCUCGGGGAAUGUGACCCUUUUGCCAGCGGAUUCUCGAAACAGCAGAAAAUAACAAUGCGGGACGACAAACUGUUGGAUUUUACAUGCAUUUAAAAUAACCAACCCCCCUGUUGUUGCUAAUGCUGUAAGAAAAACACAAAAAAAGAAGCCAUUUGGCUUUUUUGAUGUGCAUCAUGAAUAUCUGAUGAUUUGACUCCUUUCUCUCCAGCACUGAUGUUAUCACACCAGACACCGGUCUGUGUGUGUGCUGAUAGCACAGUCUGUGCAGAGGAUGACUGCCAUAAGUCACAUAUUUCACCAGAUGUUACAUUAUAUAUAUAUAUAUAUGACAGAGAUGUAUCUACAUGUAGGGAUUUUGUGAUAUGAUGCUUGCUGGUGUGUCUGAGUAUGUGAAGCUGUCAACUGCACUGGCAGUGGGAGAUUCGUGAGCUGUGUAAACACACCUGAUGAUGUGUAUACAAUGAAGAUGAUCUAUUUUCUCCUGCGAAAAUCCGGAGCUGUUUUUCUUUUUCUGUAUUUGCACCACUGUGUAAAUGUGUGAAGUUUGCUUUUACUGGCAGCAAUAAUCUGUUUCCACACAUCCACAAUGUAAAGCUAUGCAGCAUCAGCCAUACAAUAAUAGAGAUAGAAAUUAUUACAUUUAUGAAUUAAAAUAGACUAUUAAUUACUUGUAGUGUCUCUAUCACUAUCAUACAGCACCACAAGGUAUAUUAACAAGAGUUAUGAGAUGUGGAAUAUAUGAAACAGAAAGCCAAUGAUAUCAAUAAAUAUUUGGUUAUAAAGUGGACCAACAGUACAAAAUGGGAACAACACAGAUAAGUUCGGAAAGUUAGACUUGGCUUCUUGUUCCGCCACCGCCACACAUGGUAGAGAAACACGACAGCAUUUAAUGUGGUUAAUGAAGAACCACGAGGUGCAGAACCUAAAGCUCACAGGGAACAUGGCGGAAGGCAGAAAUGCAACGAAAAAGCAAAGUUGAACAUGGACUUUGUUUACAUGGACAUGUAUAACCCAUUCAUGAGGAUAUUUCUAGUUAUGUGCAUAUUCAGGAUCUGACGUUUUCUUGUGCAAAGACAAUAUGGGUUAUUUCUAACUCUGUAUUACAUAAUAAAAACAAGUAAGAGUGAUUGAAACUGAUUACUGCGUUACACUAUGUAAAGAAUAUAUAUUAUAGUUUAGCAUAGCUUAGUAUUGUUUGCAUAUAGAUUAUGUGUAAGAUGGAAAACACUGAAUGGAAGUUAAAAUCUCCAGUUGAGCACUCUGGUGUCUGACUGAUCUAAAGAAAGAUAACAGUGACGCUUGGUGAGGUUCUGUUAGCCCCCCUCCUCCGCAUCCACACAUUCCGGAGGUGAUCACAUACAAAGAGCUCUCUAUACUCUCAGAGCAUAGGAAGGGUCCAGAUGUGGCCAUUAUUCUCCUUUUAGACACUCGAGGUCACUCACUUUCCCCCCCCUUCACCUAUCCCCCUCACAUGCUCACACACUCACACAUGGGAAGAAGCCCCCGGUGUGUGGACGGCCUUCGGAGAAGAUCCAGGCCCCAUUCCUGAAGAGAUAAGGCCCGAAGGAAGUCUUCUUACAAGAGAGGGACUAUUAAAUCAACUAUCUCCUCUUCCCCCACCUUUUCACAACAUGUGCACUCAUUGGCAGACGAGAAGAACCAAUGAAGGAGCAACAACGGCGGAAGCAGAGAAACAAGAGCCAAUGAGAAAACCCCACCCCCUUAUCUCCUGACGAAUCAGAACUGUUCCGUUCGGUUAUUUAAAAUGGCCGAACACUCUGAACCGGCGUCCUUUCUCCAGCGCUGAGGCCAUCGGUCAGAGCUCUGGAGGGGGGUCCAUGCAUGAUGUCUACUUGUAUCCUGAUUUCUGAAUAAAACGCUUAUAGAUGUAA
Pseudoliparis swirei is the source of this 4950-nucleotide messenger RNA. RefSeq names its product zinc finger protein. The record is from RefSeq and is a predicted model, not a curated record. Bases 363 to 1163 code for a protein of 266 amino acids. Lineage: Eukaryota; Metazoa; Chordata; Actinopteri; Perciformes; Liparidae. The transcript is spliced from 7 exons. Gene Ontology annotation, molecular function: zinc ion binding; nucleic acid binding.